Molecule: messenger RNA, 221 nt
Organism: Racocetra fulgida
Lineage: Eukaryota; Fungi; Glomeromycota; Glomeromycetes; Diversisporales; Gigasporaceae
Source: the annotation of a GenBank genome assembly
CAAACAAUCUAAAUGUUGAAAAUGCAGAAAGAUUUUUAAGCAUUAAAAAAAUUGAAACUCCAACCCGCAAAAAAAAACAAGAUAAACAAAAAACCAAUGAUAAUAUAGUAAAUACAUAUAAACAGCUUAUCGAACAGCAAAAUGAAUACAGUUAUAAACAACAAAGAUUUAUUCUUUCUGUGCAUAAAAAUGCUUCACAAAGUAUUGAUAUUGUUAAGAAA